This is a messenger RNA of Penicillium alfredii, 270 nucleotides long. RefSeq lists its product as uncharacterized. The record is from RefSeq and is a predicted model, not a curated record. Lineage: Eukaryota; Fungi; Ascomycota; Eurotiomycetes; Eurotiales; Aspergillaceae. The transcript has a single exon. The coding region runs from base 1 to 270 and encodes 89 amino acids.
AUGCAAAGCACAGAAGCAGCGAGCAGCAUGGUAGAGGCUUUCCUCACGCUGAGUCUGUCUCCACUCGAUGUGCUGGUCGGAGUAGGCGUUGUCGACGUCGACGUAGUUGCUGCCGUAGGACUGUCGUUCGACGACGGAGGCGAGCUGAUGGACGAGGAAGCCGAUGCUGAAGCUGAAGUGGUCCCCGCGGAACCUGUCGUAGCAGCCAGAGUCGAUGGGCUCUCCAGACUGGUCUUGGUGUCAAAUGUGUCCCCUCGAGGGAAGCCGUGA